UAUCUCACUAGUUGUCUAUAUGUACCCUGUAGAACCGAAUUUGUGUCUAAAAAUAAAAACCACAAAUACGUCUCUACAGGAAUACAUGGGCGACUUGAAAGCCACGAAACAGGGUUGGUUUUAUUCGUUCUCUCUCUCUCUCUCUCUCUCUCUCUCUCUCUCUCUCUCUCUCUCUCUCUCAAAACGGCGCAGACACUAUUCAUAAUUAAUGGACCCUUAUUACACUGAUGUGUUUACAUUCAUUCUUGCAAAGAUAAGAAUAGGAUGACUGAAGAUAGUGUGUGGGAUCAUAUCACUUGGAAAAAAAAAGGAAAAAAAAACUAAACGUGCAGCCUGAACACGUGGGUUGUGUUUUCAAUUGUCUAAAGAAUGAUUUAGAGUUUUUAUAGUUCAAUAAAACCCUGAAGUCUCCCAGCCAAAACCAUUCACAAUUCUUUUGUGGCCAAUCUAUAAACACCACCACUAAGAUACAAUUUCUACAGCUAAUGAAAUACUACCAACAAAUGACUUAUUUAAGGCCUUUGAAUGACAACAACAACAACAACAACAACAACAACAUUAUUAUUAUUAUUAUUAUUAUUAUUAUUAUUAUUAUUAUUAUUGUUGUUGUUGUUAUUAUUAUUAUUAUUAUUAUUAUUAUUAUUAUUAUUAUUAUUAUUAUUUUGCCCUUGUUUCAUUGGUAUAACUGCUGCCAGUAAGUUACCUGACCCUUUAAAAGGUAAAGAUGCAGCAGGUGCAGUAUUUCAAAACCACUCCUCCCAAUUUAAGCUUCAAUUCAUUCAUAGUAAGUGAUGAGUAACUAUUUUAAUAGAAUUUGUUUGGGAGCCGUUGGCAACCAAAUGGCAGCUGAUGGUACACGUGUGGCAAAAAGAACGGGCCUCUGGCGCACACAAAUGCGCGCGCGCAAGAAAGAGAGAGAGAGAGAGAGAGAGAGAGCUUCCUUACACAAUGGCGGAAAAUUAAAGGUAUGUCUGCGAGAAGCUUUGGUUCCUUAUCCGGGGACUGCUUCGCUCGCUGCCAUUGGGCCUCGACGUCACGUGGUCAAAGUAACUUUACAGGGUUGCUCGCUAGUAGGAGGGCUUUAUGGAGCAGAAAAACGCCAAAGCUAGAAAAAUUAUUUCCCACUCCAGAAAUUAAUGAUCAUGAGCUCGUAUUUGAUGGACUCUAACUACAUCGAUCCGAAAUUUCCUCCUUGCGAGGAAUAUUCGCAAAAUAACUACAUCCCCGAGCACAGUCCCGAAUAUUACGGCCGCGCCAGGGACGGCAGCUAUCAGCAUCACCACCAAGAGUUGUACCCUCCGCGGGCAAACUACCAGGAGCGCCAGUACAACUGCGCCAGCAUCCCUGAGCCCGAUGCCCAGAGAGGACAUGGACUACCUCAUUCGGGCCACCUGCUCGGGAAAGGGCAGCCUGUCUCAUGUGAGCCCCCCCAGUUGCCCCUGUCCCCGGCCACUCCACCGGCAGCCUCCUCAGCCUGCAAUCAAGCCACUCCGGAGCAUCCCAACAACACAGCCUCGGCCAAGCAGCCAGUUGUUUACCCAUGGAUGAAGAAAAUUCACGUCAGCACCGUGAACUCUAGUUACAAUGGAGGGGAGCCCAAGCGGUCUAGAACUGCUUACACCCGUCAGCAAGUGUUAGAACUGGAGAAGGAAUUCCACUAUAAUCGCUACUUAACGCGACGAAGACGUAUCGAGAUCGCUCAUUCCCUGGUUCUCUCCGAGAGGCAGAUCAAAAUUUGGUUUCAGAACCGCCGGAUGAAGUGGAAAAAAGAUCACAGGUUACCAAACACCAAAGUCAGAUCCUCAUCCUCCGGCAUGUCCUCCGGCUCCAACACAGGUUCGUCGGCAGGCGCUGUAGCGGCCGCCUCGACCAGUAACAGCAUGGCAGCCACCGAGGAGCUCUCCGGAUCCGAGCGAGAGGAUAUUACGAGGUUAUGAGAGAACUAUUCCACGGAGAGAAGGAAGGGAACAGCUCAAAAUGACUGAUUUAUUUAUAUAACAGGAUAUAUAUUUUUUGCUUUUGUUUUUCCACUUUAUGAUCUUUUCUUUUCUUUUCUUUUUGGUAGGUAUCUUCUUGUGCGCCCAAAGGGUUUGCUUUAAGUCCACAGUUAUAUAAAGUGCAUGUUAUAUAGCAUGGAUUAUUGCGAAUACCUAUUACUUUUAUGCGAAACAGGGUUUUAUUUAUCUACUGACACAGGAUGUUUUUAUCUCCAGAUAAAAGGGGGUUUGGACAAGGCAGUUUAUGGACACUAUAUACAUGUUAUAGAGGGCCUCUCUAUGCCCAGCUGCCAAGGUGAAGUGCACAAAUGUUCUAUUUAUUUCACACACGAGACUGAAUGAAGUCGGUUUUUUUAUACUGUACAUGCAAAAACAAUAUCGACAAUUCCGAUAGAAAACUGACCUUGUUCGUCUUUGUUGAUCUGAGAACAACAUGCUGUGACUUAAGUGUCGUAUGAAAAGGUUAAAAUCUUAAAUUAUCUUUUACUUUUGUUGUGAUGGCGUUGUGUUUAGGCUAUUAAACCAGAUUAUUGUGAGAUGCAAUAAAUCGACUUUAGUGUAUUUGUGAUAAUAUUGGUCAAUAAAAGUAAGUGUCUGUUAGUUUUA
Neoarius graeffei (lesser salmon catfish) is the source of this 2603-nucleotide messenger RNA. It is a transcript of the gene hoxc4a, whose product is annotated as homeobox C4a. The record is from RefSeq and is a predicted model, not a curated record. The coding region runs from base 1137 to 1937 and encodes 266 amino acids. Gene Ontology annotation, molecular function: DNA-binding transcription factor activity, RNA polymerase II-specific; RNA polymerase II cis-regulatory region sequence-specific DNA binding. Gene Ontology annotation, cellular component: nucleus. NCBI's taxonomy places the organism in Eukaryota, Metazoa, Chordata, Actinopteri, Siluriformes, Ariidae. The transcript has 2 exons. Gene Ontology annotation, biological process: anterior/posterior pattern specification; regulation of transcription by RNA polymerase II; embryonic skeletal system morphogenesis.